AUGAAAGAAGGACAGAGAAUGCAGAAUACAAAUAAGAUGCAAAAAAAUAGAGAUCUAUCCAUUUACAUUGGUAAUUUGCCAUACGGUUGCCAAGCAUUGAAUGUUGUCAACCUUUGCAAGCAAUACGGAAAUGUAACGGAAGCACAUGUAUUAAGCCGAAAAAAGAAAAAAAACGUCAAGGUCAAGGGUUCAGCAUUAUUUGCAUUUGUUUACGUUGAAACACAGACAUGUGUAGACGCUAUCGUUCAGGCACUACACUGCUCCGUAUAUGAAGGAAACCGGUUGAUCGUUGAAAAGCGUCAUCCAGCCAAACCAGCCGUAUGUAAUCUCACUCAGACGCAAGAGAAAGAGGAUCCAGGCUUAGCGAAACUGGACUUUCAAUACAAGGAAGCUUUAUGUCUCAAGGAGAUACAAAUAAAACAAACGGAAGCUCUCUCAGAAAAACACAUGGAACAAGGUAAUGGCCAAAGUCAAGACGGUGAACAAGAAAUGAUAAAAAGAGACGGAGGUGGCACUAUUUAUUCUAGCAUAGAAAGAGAGGCCCGUGAACCAAACAUAAGCUAUGUUUCAAGCAAAAAAAAUAAUUUAUGCUCGCUGCAAAUGAGUCCACUCAAUAUUCCGAACUUCGCACAAGAAAGCUCAGUUGUGCAGAAUGAACAAAAAGCACAACAACUCAACACUGAGCUACCAUUUAUAAACAACUAUCAAUUUCUUCCAAGCAUACCUUUAGACAAACUGUUUUGUUCCGAAACUUCCGAGAACCCAAUUCUGGUAAUUGGCAUACUAAACAUCCCAAAACAAACUUCACCUGUAGACCUUUAUGAAGACUUCUCUCAAUAUGGAAAGAUUUUAGGAGCGGCCAUCAAUCAAACUCCGAAUCCAGAUCAAACGUUGUAUGCCGAACUGGCGGUCAACUCUCAUGAAGAUUGCUCAAAGAUUAUCGCUGCCUUUAAAAUUUUCUUAUACAAAGGAGUACAACUUCAGUUUUUUGUGAAACAGCCAACGCAAAGACAGGCACCACCCACAACCGUUCCUUCGACCCAGUCAACGAUUGUCCCCAUGCCUUUGUUACCAUUUGAACCCAUUGCUACUAUGGAACCGCCUGUAACAAUGAUUCCUCCUCCUCCUCCUUUCGUUUCACCUCCUGUUCCAAUGCCGACUGCCUUAAACGCAGUUGAUAAUAAUACUCCUCCAGCUCCCGACCCAUGUAAUAUAUUCGUCAAAAACAUUGAUGAUGAUGUCGUAGGAAAUUCUGAACAGUUUGAGGAAUUUUUCUCUCAGUUUGGUCGUGUGAAAUCAUGUGUUUUAGCAAGCUAUCCCAAUACUGGAAUAUCUAAGGGACACGGAUUCGUUUCCUUCAAUCAUCCAUCCGAAGCGAUGCAAGCUAUAUCAUAUUUAAACAAUACAUAUGUUGGCAAAAAGAGAAUAUUCGUUAGCUUUGCGGAAAAAAAAGAAGAAAGAAAGAAAAGACUAAAUGCUCUAUUCAAUCAAGAGCCGUCAUUAGCACCACCUGCUCCAACUGCUGUUCAGUUACCAGUUCCAUUUGACAUAUAUUCUCAAUAUAUGGCUGCUCCACCACCUCCGCCGGCAUCAAUGGCAAAUCCGCCUGUGUUUAUGGCCGAAAUAGAUCAAUUACAAUCGCAUCACACCAACGAAAAUGAGUAUAAUGUGAAGUCGAACUUGAAAGCAUCAAAGAGAAAUCCUAAACGAUCAAACGCACUUUCAUCUUUAACAAAUAUGGUUAACUGA
Molecule: messenger RNA, 1749 nt
Organism: Schizosaccharomyces osmophilus
Lineage: Eukaryota; Fungi; Ascomycota; Schizosaccharomycetes; Schizosaccharomycetales; Schizosaccharomycetaceae
Gene: mug28
Product: RNA-binding protein Mug28
Exons: 4
Coding region: 1-1749 (582 amino acids)
Cellular component (GO): nucleus; cytosol; ribonucleoprotein complex
Molecular function (GO): protein binding; poly(U) RNA binding; poly(A) binding
Source: RefSeq, a predicted model, not a curated record